AUGAGCGCGUACAAGGCCCUCGAGAUGGCCGGCUGCUCUGCGGGCCAGAUAAGAACGACGGACCCCAACAAGACGGCCGUCUUCUUCGCGCAGAGCUUCGACGACCAGCUCAAGGUCCGCCACCGCGUCCUGGGGUGUGACACAUACACGCUGCAGAGCAUCCAACGCGCCUUUGGCCCGGGCCGGCUGGCCUUCCAGAUGAAGUGGGAGGGGCUGACGUACGCGCUCGACUCGGCCUGCGCCAGCUCCACGUCGGCCAUCCACCUCAUCUGCAUGAGUCCAUUGUCAAGGGACGUCGACAUGACCGUUGCGGGCGCCACGACCAUCUUGUCCGACCCGCAUUCCUUCAUAUUUCUGAGCAAGGUCGGCGUUUUAUCCGAAACUGGCAACUGCAAGACCGCCGCCCUCGUCCUGAAACGACUCGAGGGCGCUGUCGCCCACGACGACAAGAUCCUGGCCGUCAUUGCCUCGUCGGCCAGAAACCACUCUGGCAACGCGACGUCCAUCACAAUGUCCGAUGCCAAUGACCAGGAACGACUCUUCAAAGUAUACACAAGAUCCGCCAUUUAG
Molecule: messenger RNA, 570 nt
Organism: Aspergillus fischeri NRRL 181
Lineage: Eukaryota; Fungi; Ascomycota; Eurotiomycetes; Eurotiales; Aspergillaceae
Product: putative non-reducing polyketide synthase
Exons: 2
Coding region: 1-570 (189 amino acids)
Biological process (GO): secondary metabolite biosynthetic process; fatty acid biosynthetic process
Molecular function (GO): 3-oxoacyl-[acyl-carrier-protein] synthase activity; fatty acid synthase activity
Source: RefSeq, a predicted model, not a curated record